CACGCAGCAUACUCGUAUCUGAAUGUCAAAGUAGAUGUUUGACGUCGAUCUCAUUCUGCAUAAUUUCGCUUUGUUGCAAUAGCAGCCCGCUCUCUCAAUGUCGAACAUUUGAGCAGAAGAAGAUCCGACAGGUAAACAGAUGAAAAAAUAAGUUACAGAUACGAGGAAAACUCGUCGAGCCAGGAUGGCCAUAUACGCGGAGCGCUACCCGAAAUUCGGGUAUAUCUGGCUGCACUUCUAUCCCAGUCAAAUGUCAUGUUCGAGGCACAGGCUCGUCAAUCUGUCAUGCAUGUUCUUUAUUCAGUGUGAGCUUAGCAUUCUGUUUCUGGUGUUAUCUGUUAUGUAACUGGAUGAAGUUGCGACCACUGCUUGUUUGCAGCGUCAAACGCAACCUCAAUGGAAAUCGUUUGCAUCACCGCAAGAAAAAAUGCAUUUCCAUAUAGUCUGUAGCAAUGUGUAGAAGUAGUUAAGUGGCCUCAAGAACAUUUCCUAUCCAUACCCCCGUCUCCUGGUUCGCGAGCAAAACUUCCGUCGAGGAUGUGGUCAGCUCGAUUUGCGCGACCAUCUGCUUCAUCUUCUGUCUCUGCGCGAUCUCCUCCGGCGACGUGCACUUCUUCUGGCCGGCGGCGAUUUUCGUUGCGUUACUGCUGUACGCAAGAGUCUCUAUGAGCAACCGCACAACCGACCAAGCGGCUUUCGGGGAAUUUUAUUGCACCAAGGAGCACCUCGGCUGUCCCGGCGGGAUCACUAGAAAUGCGCUGGACAUCUCCUGGGAGCCGGGGGUUAAGACAGGGGCGAAUGGGGAGCGGCCAUAUCGACACGUUUUUGUGGAGAGGAAUACGAACAGGCAGGUAUACAUUGGUUAAAUGAAGGAAUUGUGUUGCACAACACCAACACGAGAAGUGACUUGCAACCUACAAACAUGAGUAAGUCAAAAAUUAUUCGGUUUCAUUCUGGCCAUAAGAUGUGCGAAAUCGAUCAGGUUUUCCUCCGCGGCAUCAAUGUCGGGGGCGGCAGCAAGCAGCCCUAUGGUGUGUCCAGUGACCAGCCUUUGGAAAACGUGGAGACGGCAGAAGAAACCGCGCCGGAGGUGACAAAAAUAGGCAAACCGGCCGGCAGUGCGACGAGCAGCACCACGGUAUUACAUCGAAAUAACGACAAAAAAGUUCUUGAUAGUCCAACUUCUUCUACUUCUGCAACUUCUAAGAACAAAUCGAAUACGAAUGUAUCAAAAUCAAAUACCAGUACUACUACUACAUCUCCACCUGCAUCUCCUAAGGCUCAAGCUGCAUCAGAUACGAACCUUCGAAGAAGGAAAAAUAAGAAAGGAAAAAACAACAAACAAAAUGCUGUCGAACUGACCACAAAGGAUAUCAACACUUCCAAACAGCCCACAAUCGGAACGGCCGGCACCGCAGCUGCCUUGGCUUCCCCCUCCUCCCCUGCUCGCCCACAAGGAGCCCAAAAUCCAAACAAAAUCUCCUUCGUGAACCGCCCGUUCCCGUUAUCCGAAGCGGACGACCACUUCCGCCGACUCCUCGCCCUGGGCUUCACCUUCUUCCGGCUCUGCAUCACCUGGGAGGCGGUGGAGCCGAACGAGUCGGGGGUUUAUGACGAAGAGUAUUUGGAAUAUUUGGAGAAACUUGUGUCCCGCGCCCGGGAUUUCGGCAUCUCUGUCUUCAUUGACUUCCACCAGGACGUGUGGUCCCGCUACUGCGGCGGCAGCGGCGCGCCGAAGUGGACGCUGGAAGCAGUCGGGCUGGCCCCCGGGAAGUUCAAGGAGUGUCUAGCGGCGGUGCGACACAGCGACUUCGCAAGUAGCAGCUCAUCUUCCUCGUCUUACGAUAAAUUCAGCUCGGGCAGUUGUUCUUCUGCGGACGACUACCCGAAGAUGUGGUGGGCGAAUAACCACAUGCACUUGGCGUGCGCGACGAUGUUCUCAUUAUUUUUCGCCGGGGACGACUUCGCGCCGAAUUUUCGGAUUAACAAAAAAUGCUCCAAAUUGUACGCAAACCGCGGGGAUUUUGACACUUUACAAGUACAUGACGCCGGGUUGGUGGUUGAUGGAGGUCCAGGUCAACUUCCUGCCGGGUCGAAGCAAGAAGGCAGCAAAGCGCCGAGCAAGACGAAUUGCAGCACGGCAACCGGAAACACGGCGAAGACGCCGGAAAGCGCAAGCUCAUCGAAUGCCGGAGGGGGAAGGGCGAAUAACUUGCUGGCAGCCAAACCCACAGACACCGAUGGCAACGACAAUUCCCUCGACCUAAUCGCUAUCGACCUGAACGACGAUGAUGAGGAAGAAGAAGAACAAAUGAGCUCCAAACUGCAACUUGCAGACGCCACGCAGCAGGAAUUAUCCCAACCGCAAAUUCCCCCGACAACCGGUUCUCUCAUGAACACUCAGCAGCCGUUUGAGUACGGGAUUUCUUCCGAGGACAUGCCGUACUACCUCCUGAAGAACGCGAAUGAUGUGGCCUGUUCCCCCCUCUUCAGCUCGCCGGAAUUCGAGAAGCAGAACUUCAUCAGCAUCCAGCAGUUUCUCCAGGACCACUAUCUCGCUUGCGUGGAACUCGUCGCGAAACAGUUGAAGCACUUGGACAACGUGCUGGGGUUCGACACGCUGAAUGAGCCGGAUUACGGGUUUAUCGGGAACAAAUCGCUAGAGUCCUGGCGUGGCCUCGGUGGAAGCCAGGACCCGACGGGGUAUUUACUGUCCCCGGUAGAGGCGAUGGGCCUGGGGUCGGGGUGCUGUUUGGCUGUGGAUUAUUUUGAAGGGUUGUACAAGUGGCGAAAGACAGAGGAAUUCGCGAAUCCGUUUAGGAAGAGUUGCUGGAAGGCGGGAUACGAGUGUAUUUGUUUGUUCGUUUUUUCUUUUCAUUUUGCAUGCACCUACAUGAUCAGCUUAUACUAGGACCUGAAUUUGUGAGAGAGUUUGUUGCUUUGAAACACAUCAAGAAACCCAACCAGGUAUCUGGAAGCAGCACGGGGUGUACGACAUUUGUCCGAGUUCUGGCAAGCCCAUUCUGCACAAGCCCGACUAUUUCGCCCUCAACCCGCGGACCGGUCAGCCGGUUAAAGUGCACGAGGAUUACUUGCUGCCCUUCUGGGAAAAAGUGUCCUCGGUCAUCAAGGACCAGCUGGGCCCGGAAGUGUUCACCUUCUGCUCCCCCUACGCGGGCGCAACGGAUAUGCAGAACCACGCCAUGGCGAUCGAUUUGAACAGCAGUAGUAGUUCUGGUCUUGCCGCUAGCUCCAGUUCGGCCUCCACUCUCCGCAGUUCGAAAUGUGUGUACGCGGCGCACUACUACGAGGGCUGGCAAUUGCUGUUCCACCGGUACCACUCCUGGUUCACAACGCACUUCCAGAACGUGAUGCGCGGCAAGGGAACGAAGUUGUUUUUUGGCACGCCGGAGAUGUGCGCGCGCCGGGUAGGAAAAGACAUCGCCUACGUCGCGGCGAAUGGCCAACAUUUAGGGCCAGCAGUGGUCGGGGAGAUCGGUAUAGGAAUGUCCCUGGGGAUUCUUGUCGCAUGAAACUAAAAAACUGCUUUUUCCAAGGCCUUUGCAAAUCUGGUUGAUGUGAUGUUAUGCAGGAAGAAACCUGUACCGUUUUCUCUCGUGUUAAUAAAUAAUAUCCAGGUAUUUCCAUGGAGAUCGAGGGAGAGGCAAACCGCUCUCGGUGCUACGACCGCAUGAUGCGCGGCCUGGAAUACUCCGGUGUGGCAGGCUACACGCUGUGGCACUACUGCCCCGAGGCAAGUCAGCAGAAAAACGACGGCUGGAACAGAGAGCAUCUUUCUAUCUUCUCGCAAGAUGAGGUAUAGAUCUUGAUUGCAUGAUAUUUGAUGUGCCCCCACGCUUCCGCGGCUAGCAAAAAGCGAUACAGUAACCGAAGAUCCUGUGUAUGUGUUGCAGAGUCAGCACGAAUUGAACCGUCAAUCUAGGUCCUGGCCAACGAGACCGCGUUUGCCGGCGGCCGCGCGCUCCCCGCCAUUAUCCGACCCUCGCCGUUCCUGGUUGCCGGGAGGAUAAGGUACUUCAAGUUCAACGCGUUGUCGAAACGGAGGCAAUUCGAAUUGGAAUACGAAGUAUCAAAUGUCAAAGUGUCUGGGUCUGGAAGAAUGCAAUUUGUCAUGCUAAAUGUGAAGCAUGCAAAAAUCUGUGUUGCAUGAUUACCAAAAGUCGUCCAGUUUUGACCAAGUCGGGAAGCAGUUUCUCAUGCAGGAUAGGCAUGGGAAAGAUCGCACAGAAUCUGUCAUGCUAUGUCCUGCAUUCCAGACGGACCUCAUGGGUGAUGGAAUUUCUGCAUGACAAAUCGCGCACUCUUCCAGACCCAGACACUUUUACAUUUGAUACGAAGAGGUGGACUCGUGCACGACUUCGCAGACCAUUCUGUUCGUGCCUCACUACCAGUACAGCAAGGAAUCGGUCCGGACCCGCUGCAGUGACGGCCAGUUCAUCGAGCGAGACCUGGUGGCGCAGAAGUUCAUCUAUGUACACGAUAGCGGGAUCCCCUGCGACAAAAAUGGGAAGAAGAUCCACAGAAUACAAAUCUGGCACGAACCGGCGUGA
Molecule: messenger RNA, 4571 nt
Organism: Amoebophrya sp. A120
Lineage: Eukaryota; Dinophyceae; Syndiniales; Amoebophryaceae
Source: the annotation of a GenBank genome assembly